AUGAAGUUCACCGCUGCCGCCCUUUUGGCCCUUGCCGCCACCGUCGCCGCCGACACCAUCAAGUUCACCCGGGCCAGCCCCGGCCAGCUCGGUAUGCUCCGCCGCCAGGAAGACGGCGGUUAUGAGCCCGAGGUUCGCGAGUGUGGCGAUGGCAACACUUGCGCCGAGGCCUGUGGUGCUGGAUACGAGCAGUGCGACUCUGAUGACACCUCCAACCACUGCUUCAACCCCAGCGCUGGCGAGACUUGCUGCCGAUUCCUCGGUCUUGGAUCUUCUUGCAACGCCGGUUACUUCUGCGCUCAUGACUCCGACAAGAACACCGUCUGCUGCGGCGAAGGCAAGUCCCUCGAAGAGUGCGCCGCCCUCAACGACUCGGGUGCCCUCGUUUCCGAUGUCCCCGUCACCUCGACCGCCGAGCCCACCGCUAGCGAGACCGGCGCGUCUAACAGCACGGCCACGCUCCAGCCCAGCUCGACCAGGGGCGUCGUGUUCCCCGAGAGCGGCGCUGCCAACUUUGUGCCUGCCGCCGCGGCUGCCCUCCUCGCUGUUGGCGCCUUCGCUGCCCUUCUCUAA
Messenger RNA from Parascedosporium putredinis, 573 nucleotides. NCBI's taxonomy places the organism in Eukaryota, Fungi, Ascomycota, Sordariomycetes, Microascales, Microascaceae. The record is from the annotation of a GenBank genome assembly.